Molecule: messenger RNA, 1057 nt
Organism: Harmonia axyridis
Lineage: Eukaryota; Metazoa; Arthropoda; Insecta; Coleoptera; Coccinellidae
Gene: Fgop2
Product: FGFR1 oncogene partner 2 homolog
Exons: 4
Coding region: 180-797 (205 amino acids)
Source: RefSeq, a predicted model, not a curated record
AUUCUAUGUUAUUAAGACGUAGACGUGUUUUUUGUUACCUUUUCGAAUUUUAGUGACAAUGUUUGUUCUAAAAUGAUUAAUUUAAAUUUGUAUUGAAACUGUAAAUAGCCUCAUAGCUUAAUUUUCAUCAGGGGACUUCGUUUGAAAAACUGAUCAAGUUAGGUUUGUUAUUGGGGACUAUGUCGCUCACACUACAACAAGUUAUUUGUAAUGCCUCAAGAUUAGCAAAGAGAUUACAGGAAGAGGAUGAGAUUGCUGAUACUUUGCUGAGUGAAACGAAUCAAAUACAUCAGAAAAUUGAUGCAAUGAAACAGUUUCAGGAAGAUGUAGAGCAUUUAAACGAUGUUGCUAACCAAAAACCACACUCUCAGUUGAUAGCUAACAUACAGAAAGAAAAUAGACUUUUGAAAGAAAUCCAACAGGAAAAUAGGGAGUUACGUGCUGCUUUAGAAGAGUAUCAAACUACCUUAGAACAUAUUAUGUUCAAAUAUAGACAGCACACUGCAGAAAAAAUUUAUAAAACCAGAAUUAACUUUAAAAAUCUUCAGAACAAUGAAUAUCAUAACAUUAUAAGAAAACAAGCUGAAAAAAUACAAGAAAUGGCUGCUGUUAUGCAGAAAGCUGCAGAAUUAGGGGAAGAUAACUGUAAUGCAGAUGUUGAAAAUGCUACAAAGCUCACUACAGAAAAUAAGGUAAUUUUGCAGGGUUUGAGGGAAAUUCUUGGUAUAUCAAACCAAUAUGGUUCAAUAAAGUUAACCAUGGAAGAUAAAAAUAUUCAGACUGAACCAUUAACUUGAGUGAAUAUGUUGAUAAUUUAUGGUGAUUCAAUUACCUAUUACAAACUGGUGAAAAUCAGAUGCUCACUAAGUGUAUUACUAGUUUUAAUUAUUUAUAAUCUUAUAGUUUCUGUAUUUCUUUUGAAUAUAUGAAUUCUGCACAUAAAUAAAGAAUGCCAUUUCAUCUUACGUUUAUAAUAAAAUAAUCUAAUUUGAUGAUAAUUGAUCUUCUGGUACAUUAAAAUUGGCAGAAUUUUUGAAUAAAUUAUUUCGAAGUAAAA